Messenger RNA from Mya arenaria, 2812 nucleotides. RefSeq names its product protein jagunal homolog 1-like. Gene Ontology annotation, cellular component: endoplasmic reticulum membrane. The coding region runs from base 72 to 641 and encodes 189 amino acids. Gene Ontology annotation, biological process: vesicle-mediated transport; endoplasmic reticulum organization. The transcript is spliced from 2 exons. The record is from RefSeq and is a predicted model, not a curated record. Lineage: Eukaryota; Metazoa; Mollusca; Bivalvia; Myida; Myidae.
CUUCCGGUUAUUUUUCGACGGUGACACUUCAUCAAUUUUUAUUUUCGAAACUGAAGCAUAUUGCAAAAGCUAUGUCUUCUAGCUCGGGCAAACGACCUGAUGGAACGGAUGGCAGUGAUCAUUGGCAUCGUGAAAGUGUAGCAUGGCAGUACAAAAUUAGCUCCAUCAAUAAAGGAAGACUGAAAACUACACUGAAUUUGCAGAUUGUAUUUGGAUUGUUAGUCAUUGUUCGACUUUUGCCUGGACUCACAGCACUUGUUGGAUUGCCAAUCUACAAAAAGCUUCAACACUGGGAUAUUCCUGCUCCAAAAGCCUGGGAGUAUGCCUGGAUAGUCAGUCUUGUUGCAGCUGUUUUUGGCCUAAAGUCGUUGCCUAAGAACGAUGCACUGGUUUUAAAACAAUUCCUUAUUGGUACAGCUGUGUUUGGAAUAUUGCCUGUCAUCUAUGGAUUAAUAGAAUUGUUUGAUGACUUGAUGCUUUAUUACAAAGACAAGAAAUCUUCAUCACAAAUUCUAGGAUAUCCAGCAGUGCUUGUGUGGUACAUGUGCUUGGUAGUUUGUUUGCAAAUGCACGCCUUUGGAAUCUAUUUUGGGGCAAAUUUAUUAAAAGCAUGGAAGCCAAAAGACAAGAAGAUAAAAUAAACUAACAAUGCAGAGCAAAUAUGGUUCAAUAAAAAAAACUAACUUCCAGACUACACAAAUGAUGAUUUUGCCAUUCUUGUCUUUUCCGAACAGUCUCGUCUCUUACUUUUUGGUUAUUCUGAUAGAAUGGCUUUUCCAAGUAAUUUGUGUGAAAUGCAAUAAUGUUUUUUAUAAAUUAAUAUCUGUGUAUUUAAAAAUAGUUAAAAUGAACAUUUUUGCUUACUUUCCAUAAAAUUAUAUGUUUCUAAUAUUGUUAAUAUAGUGCAAUAAUGUUUAUGCUCAGAUAUUAAGAUUCAUCAUAUUAUUUAAUAGGGGUAAAAAACACACAAGUUACAUAUGAAUGAUAUAUACUAAAUACCUACAUUCAAUAGUGCGUUUCAUUUUUUCACUACUUUAAGGUUAAGAAGCCUUUUAAUUAGUAAUUUAUAUAAUUGUUUACCUUAUUCUUUUUGGUUCUAUUUUUAAGCAAAUUACUAUUUUUGGAAAUCUGAAGAUGCUGAUGUAAUAAUAAUUAUGACGAUUAUUGGCCUAUGGUGUUACUAGUUUAAGUGGGAAAUUAGGUAAAUUCAACUCAACACCUUUUAUAGCUUAAAAUGUAUUAAAACUUGUGUAUAGCAAAUAUAGCAUAUGCAAAGACAUGAAUUGAUGCAGUUAAAAAAUGUUAAAGAAGAGAAAAAAACAAUAUUAUAACUGAGAAAGGGAAAAAUAAUAACUAAUAUCUUAUUCAGAUAUUUUUUAUCAGGUUCUUAAUUCACAGUCAUAUUUUUGCUUUACAAAUAUAGCUGGUUAGGUCAGGACAAACAAAAAGGAAUAUGUCACAGAGUGGUGCAAAAUUUAUUUUGUGGACUACGGUAUAUAAAAUGCCUAAUAAGAAGAUGCCUUAUUCCAUAUCAGUUUAUUUCCUGAUCACUUAUUCUAUGUAUUCCUUUCAUUUAAAAGUAGAAUAGUACAUAUUAAUGUAUGCAAUAUGAAAAUCAUUUUCUAUAUAUAACGAUAUUAUGAUUUUUUGUUGUAUUGUACUAUUACCAUGUGCCAUUUUAUUCCAAAUUUGUAUGUUCCCAUUGUUAUUUGUGAAAGAUUGAAUUUAUGCUCUGGUAUUUGUGUAUCCGAUGUAUAUCCGGAGGAUUUAUGGUGUAUAGAAAGACUAUGUGAAUACGUUUGAGAAUGAGAGUGUAACAUAUUUAUAAUACCUAAUGAAAUGAAUCAUGUAUUUUUUUAAGCUCUCUGUCAUUCAAGGGUUUUGUUCCAGUUCCUUGUUAAUUAUUUCAUAAUGAGUAUUGUAUUGCUUGCAGUCUCUCAUACCUUCAUGUAAGUGAAUAUUACAGUUUCUCAUACCUAUAUGUGAGUGAAUAUUACAUUUCCUAUGCAUGAUUAUAAUUGUAGACAUCAUAUGUUUUUUUGCCAAUGGAUUGUUAUACUUUUUUGUAUGGCUUAAAUGCGACUUUAAAGGAUUUUUUUUCCAUGUAAGACUAUGUUAAGUGUUCAACAUAUCGCCUAACUGUGAUUUCAACUUGUUCAUUUGAGAAAUCAAUUUUAGUUGUAUCUGAGUCCGUACUUACUAACAUAUUGAGUCUGAGUUUAAGACUCAUAUGCAGAAAAGUGAAUUCUUAAAUGGUUAAGAAUAUCUUUUGUAUACUUAUUUUUGCUAAUAAUUUUCUUUUCAAAAUACAUGCCUAAAAGUAGACCAUAUUAUUUGUAACAGAUGCAGCAUUGUUUUCCAUUUUUGCUCCUAAAAUCGUACUCUACAACAUAACUUAAACUUUGCUUUUCUAAGUUUGCGUCUUAAACUUAGACUCAAAAUUUCAGUGAAAAUGGACCCAGACCUUAAAGUUCCUGCAUUUAUAAAACUUGUGUUCUCAAUUAAGUUAUACGAUCAGAGUGCUUUUGAAAUUAUAUUUCUAGUCUGUUUGUUGUAAAUCUUAAUGCCCUUCAACUGAAAUAAUUGCUAUCAGUUAAGUUUAGCUUCAAAUAAUUUCUACACACAUGUCUUUCUAGAGAAUUGUUAAAUACAUGUAUUGCUGUUUGUAUAGGAUUGUAUAGGAGAAAAUCUUAAAUUGUUUUACUUCUAUCCAUAAAGUGUUCCCAACUUUCACAGCAAGCAGCCGAGUGACCGUUUUAUUCCCGUGUUGUUAAUAAUUGACCAUGAUUUAAAUAAAGUCAAAUUGCCUUGA